GUUCCAGGGAUGACAAAGUCCUUUUUCUUUGGUGAAUCACAAUUGAUACAUGCUGCUGGAUUGGAAAAUGAUAAUCCAGAGGAGCAACCAUCACUAGCUGAACCUCCGAUUAUAUCUAUAGAUGUCUCUCAUUUGUAUCAUACUGAUCAGCGUUUCCCUUUGAAAGAUGAUCUUAUGAAAUGGGUUCGCGACAUUUCUAUGGCAAAUAAUUUUGUUUUGGUGACAACAAAGUCUGAUAGUGGUGCGAAGGGAAGAAAAGAAUAUGUCAUUCUGGGGUGUGAGAAGCAUGGUGCGUAUAUUCCCUACAGAGAACCGGAUCUUGUUGAAGGAACGUCAACACAAAAGACAGGUUGUCCUUUUAGGCUAAAAGGACGACGUACGAAAGAUGAUAAAGGUUGGUGGUUGCAGGUGAUGGAGGGUAGACACAUCCAUCUCGCAGCUGAGUCACUAGUUGGCCACAAUUACGCUGGUAGACUGAAUAGUGAGGCGAAGCAGAACGUGAUAAAUCAGGCUAAGACUUGGAACAAGACCCAAAUCCAUUCCUCCGCCAUUGCAAAGGUCAAAGCAACAACUCUGGCAGCUCUCGUCCUCUCAUUCCUGGCCCGGCUGGCGCCAUCCAGACUGCCAUGUAUGCCCGUAGAUCCACCCCUAACACACCACUCAUUCCGACCUAGGAAAUCGUGA
Lotus japonicus is the source of this 684-nucleotide messenger RNA. RefSeq lists its product as uncharacterized. The transcript is spliced from 2 exons. The record is from RefSeq and is a predicted model, not a curated record. The coding region runs from base 10 to 684 and encodes 224 amino acids. NCBI's taxonomy places the organism in Eukaryota, Viridiplantae, Streptophyta, Magnoliopsida, Fabales, Fabaceae.